UUUAGGUCUGUCAGUAGCAAAGCGGCCGCCUCAUCAUAAGGAGCUGCUGGCUGACCAGCUAGGCCGGAAUCACUUAAGACGCGUUCCUUGUAAUAUAACCACCGCUACACGCGCCUUCCCCCCACCCUCCUCGGCCCCAAUCCCCGCAUCACACAUGCACGCGUACUUCUAUUCAGGUACAACACACAUGAGCACACCAGUGGCAUCUCAGUCAAUACGAACUUUAUGGACACCAGACAGUGCAUUCUUGGACUUAUGAGUACACGUGUGGAUGUGUGUGUGUGUAUGUGUGCAUGUGUGGAAAAUAUUAAAUAAUAAAACAAUUCUAUCAUCACAACAUUGUUUGUUACAACUAACUAUAUUUCGCUACAAUAAUUCAUUAAAGUGGUACUAUUGCUAACUAUUUUAAUUAGAAAUCUCUCGGCAUAUCCAAGGAUUAUUUACUUUUAUUGUGCAUAACAUUAAGAUUGACGAAUGACGCCCUAACGGAGCACCGGCUGGUACGCGGGUACCGGGUCGAAAGAGAAACCAGCAUUUUUGUCAUCGCCACAUCAAACAAAUAAAAAAAACUUUAGCAACGAAAAUCGAGACGAGGGAGCAAGGGGCAUUUAGCCCUUUGGUGCACUCGAAGGAUGCAGCUCCCAAGCGGGAGCACGAGAAGUCCUCCAGCGCGAGCUCCUUUUCCUGCGACGGCAUUUGGUAUUAUUGACGGACACAAGAUCGGCAAUAAACAUCAAUUACAGGGCGUGAAAAGUUGCUCGAGCUCAAGUUGUCGGGAAGGUAGCAAAAAUAAUAGCAACGGGAGUGACAACGGUCCCGACCACCAUUCGGUACAUUUGAUUAAUAACAAACGUAAUCUAAGAAAGCAUUAUCCACUGAGAAUCUGUGAUCGACAGCCAUUGGCGUCGACUUUAAGGUGGACAGAGCGGAGUGGGGAAUAGUAAAUAGAACCCAAGUAGAAAAGUGGUGGGUUUAAAAGAGAAGGUGACUAUAAAAAAAUACGAUAAAAUCAGAUGGAGAGGUCACAAUAAUGAAAUAAAAGUAAUUAAAAAAUAAAAUAAUUAGUGUGUGUAAAAAGAAAGUGUAAUUUAAAGAGGAAAUUCUAAGAACAGUUGGAGAAAAUAGCAGUUGUAGCGGUGAACUCAGUAGAAAGAAUUAAACUGUUGAUGUCAAUUUUGUUUUCGUUGUGUUGUGAAUACCGACUAGUAAAUAAAAUUUGGUUACAAGACUUUUAAGCAAAAUUAUUGAAAUCGCCAAAAAAAAAAAAAAAAAAAAAAAAAAAACAACUUCUAUAGCUAAGCAAGCAAAGAAGAAGAAGCAGCCGAAAUAGAAGGCGCGACAUUGGGGAAGGAAAAAGCAUCGUACACCGCAAAGAGGGGAGAACAGCUUCUAGAAGGAGUGUGGUAGGCGAAGUAGAAGGGAUCGUAUUGGAAUAUAGAAAGAGCGUAGAGAGCCACGAGUCAAACUAUUCGAGUAAGAAGGGGUGGGGUGACAAGGUGCCCUGGCGGGGAGGGGUCGUGGAGGCCUUCGGGGGGCCGACCAACCAGACGGCCGAUGAUGUCAUCGGAGGAGGAGACCGACUGUUUCGCCCUCUACGGAGCAACUGCGGAUAGUAAGCAACAGCAACUUUUGAAGAAGCAAAAGCGAACCAGACAGCGCGUGGACGCCGGCGAGCCGCGCAACAGCUACUCGAGCAUUCCUAACUUUAGUUCGCGGCCAUCCUUUCUUGGUGGUGGGAUAUACGGUGCGAUAUUUAGUGGAAGUGGGCCACCACCAAAUCAUCAACAACAACAGCAACAACAACAACUGCAAUCACAACCUGGAGCAGUGGGUACCCAAGGUCAUCUCGUUUCAACAACGGGACCAACUACACAGCAUUCAGCCCACGCGGCAUUUGGAUUUUUCGGGGCUCCAGGCUUCGGCCCUGCCAAGAUGCUAAACGAGCUUCUUGGAAGACAAGUGAAACAAGCCAGUGACGCUGGCGGAUCACCACCUGAAGGCAGCCAUGGAAUGACUGGAGCUGGUAUGGACCAAACUGCUAAUUUACAAUCUGGUGCUGUCGUAAAUUGUGAUGAUCCCGCGACUGCAGCUGAGCUCACGCAACACAUGUUACGUGACAUAUUACAAGGACGCAAACUUUCUGCUCUUGGAGUACAAGAGCAAUCUAAUAAUAACAAUAGUAUACACAAUAAUAAUAACAAUAAUAAUAACAAUAAUAAUAACAAUAAUACUACAACAGAGUUACUCAAAUCUCAGCAACAUCAACAGCAAAGUCCACAACAACAACAACAUCAAAAUAGUGAUAGUGUACGGACGAUAAGUGGGGCAGUGCAGAGUGGAGGGGAAGAAAGUGUUGACGGGAAUAAUAUAAAUACAAAUCAUAGUGACCGAGAUACUGUUAUGCCUGGAGAUGCGGAGGAUAGUACCGAAGAUGCUGCUUCUGCGGCACGUGCUAUGGAAGAAGCAUUUGCUGAGGCUGGCAUGGAGCCAGGUGCCAAUCUCGAUGGAUCGGAUUGUGAACAAAGCUUACCUCCAAGUCCAACAGUAACACGUCCUGGGUCAGUAUUAAUCAAAGAAGAAAUUUCAGAUACAAUAAGUUUAAGGAGAAGUCGUUCAGCAAGUCACUCUCCGUGUCCAAUUGUUCCUAAGUCUGAAAUAAGUUCACCAUCGACUGAAAUAAAACGCGCGCGUGUUGAAAAUAUAGUCAGUACCAUGCGAAGUAGUCCAGCACUUCAACCAGUUAAUGGUUGUAAAAAAAGAAAACUUUACCAACCACAACAACAGACAGUUCAUCAUGUUCUACAGCAUAGUGUUAAUGAUAACAUGAUUGAUGUGGAUGAUGACGAUAGUGAGGAAGAAGAAGAUCCUUCAACAAUAAAGCAGAAACGCGAAGAGAAGGACCACUUGAAAAUUCAGUUAAAACUUCUACAUGAACAGUUAGAAGUUAUGCAGCGAAAGUACAACGAGCUAUCGAGUCGGAUGGAACCUGAGAGUAGUGAGAAUAGUGAACAACCAGCGAGUCCGCAGAAUCCACCACAACAGCCACCUCCGCGGCCACAAAGACCUCACCCACCACCUUUUAACGGUCUCUCGUCACUGCCACCUGAUCAUCCUCAUGCAACUGCAGCAGCUAUGUAUCACAUGGGCCAAAAACUUUAUUUUGAGCAACAACAUGCUGCUUUAGAGAGGAUGAAACAACAUCAAGAAGUCGCUGCUAGACAACAGCAACAGGCACAGAGAGAGCGUGAACAACGUGAUCAGCAUCAACAACAACAAACGCCACCACCACCUAGCCAGGGACGAGAAUCAAGUCAAAGAAAUACGGGACCGUCAACGCCUCAAACAUCUCAAAUGCAAGCUCCUGUUACACCUCAUCAGCACAAGGAUUUUCCAGAAAGACUGAACGUGUUUAGAAAUAACGCACACUUAACAAGCUCUACCGGAGCUAUUGUUACCGAUACUGACCUUGAAGGCCUUGCAGACUUAUUAAAAACUGAGAUGUCUUCGACAUUAGGUAAUGUUGUGGAUGCAGUACUAACUAAAUUUAUACAACAAAGAAGGUUUCUUGGUAAAUCAAUAGAAGCGGCACAAGCUGCAGCUGAACAACUCAGUAAAGAUUUACUUCAUGGGAGUCAAUUACUAGAGAGGAAGUCUUCACCGAGAACAAAAGUUGUAGACAGAGGAGCAUCUCAGAUACCUAGUGGCCCAAACGGACCACGGGGGUCGCUGAGUGGUGGCCCCCCAAUUUCGCAACCGACAACUUUUCCACAAAUCGGUUCAAUGAGUGGACCUCAUGGUCCAUUGUCAGGCCCAACGGAAAAUAAUCUCAAUCAAAUCAAUCAAUUACCUCCUCUUGCGAGACCAAAUGCUCCAAUAUUCCAAACACCUAAACCACCAACGAUAUAUGCCAUGUCAUCUAUGCAAGUGCAACAGCAACAACAACAACGAGAGCAACAACAAAGAGAACAACAGCGUGAACAAUACUGCAAUAUGAGAAGUGAUGACAGAGAAGCAAGAGAUAUUGAACAAAAUGAAGCUCUAUCUCUUGUUAUGACGCCAAAAAAGAAAAGGCAUAAGGUUACUGACACAAGAAUCACACCAAGAACUGUUUCAAGAAUAUUGGCUCAAGAAGGCAGUGGGUCUCAAAGUGGCAAUGAAAGUCCACCACCUUUACCACCGCCAACACGCCAUGUUUAUGGGCACGGGGCACCUCCAAUGCUUCCAGUCUCUUUACCAACAAGUGUAGCUAUACCGAAUCCAAGCUUACAUGAAAGCCAGGUAUUCUCACCUUAUUCACCAUUCUUUAAUCCACACGCCAAUCAUCCUGGUCAAGUGCCACCCCCUGGACCUCAUCAUCUACCAGCGAGUCCACCAGGUGGUGGAGUUGAUCUUCGAGAUUCACCGCCACUUCCUCAUCCACCAGCGAUGCUUCAUCCUGCUCUUCUGGCCGCUGCUCAACAUGGCAGUCCAGAUUACGGUCAUUUAAGAAUGGAUAGCAAUGAUCGGGGUAGUGAUUGCAACUCUGGUGAUAUCAGCUACGAUGGAAUUCAACCUACAUCGUCGACAUUGACGCCGAUGCAUCUGAGGAAAGCCAAGCUGAUGUUUUUCUGGGUGAGAUAUCCGUCCUCGGCUGUCCUGAAAAUGUAUUUCCCGGACAUAAAAUUCAACAAAAACAACACUGCUCAACUGGUCAAGUGGUUCUCCAACUUCAGGGAAUUCUAUUACAUCCAAAUGGAGAAAUACGCAAGACAAGCAGUAUCAGAAGGAGUGAAAAGUGUUGAAGAUCUCAGAGUUAGCGGUGAUUCUGAAAUUUAUCGAGUUUUAAAUCUUCACUACAACCGCAACAACCACAUAGAGGUAUGGGGUCCUCAGGUACCUGGAAACUUUAGGUAUGUGGUGGAACAAACAUUGAAAGAGUUUUUUAAAGCAAUCCAAGGUGGUAAGGAUUCUGAACAAUCGUGGAAGAAAGCUAUCUACAAAGUAAUAUCGAGGCUCGAUGAUCCCGUACCUGAAUAUUUCAAAAGCCCGAAUUUUCUGGAACAGCUGGAGUGAAGCAGGCCUGCGCUGCGUUGCUCUGAUUGGUAGCCCGGUGACGAAAAAAAAUCAACUUAAAACCUCUUCUUAUAAACAGCUUGUCUACUACUAAGCGUGAGAGGUUUGCCAUCAAAAGUUGGUUACAGAUGUAUCAGGUAUCCUUAUAACAACAUAUCGUAAAAGGAGUAAACGUAAGAUAAUGAGAGUGUUGAAAAUACUCAUCAAAAUAAUAAAAACACAAGAGGAAAUAUCGGUAUAAGUACAUGUACUGGUAUUUAUUGGCAACUGAGCAAAUACAUUCCACGAAUGUCUAUAGCUGUCAACAAUGGGCAAAUCUACAAUAUAGAUAUAUAUAUAUAUAUAUAUAUAUAUAUAUAUAUAUAUAUAUAUAUAUAUAUAUAU
This is a messenger RNA of Cotesia glomerata, 5436 nucleotides long. Its product is annotated as homeobox protein prospero. Gene Ontology annotation, biological process: regulation of transcription by RNA polymerase II. NCBI's taxonomy places the organism in Eukaryota, Metazoa, Arthropoda, Insecta, Hymenoptera, Braconidae. The coding region runs from base 1555 to 5052 and encodes 1165 amino acids. Gene Ontology annotation, cellular component: nucleus. The transcript has 8 exons. The record is from RefSeq and is a predicted model, not a curated record. Gene Ontology annotation, molecular function: RNA polymerase II cis-regulatory region sequence-specific DNA binding; DNA-binding transcription factor activity, RNA polymerase II-specific.